Messenger RNA from Asparagus officinalis (garden asparagus), 1217 nucleotides. RefSeq names its product serine/arginine-rich SC35-like splicing factor SCL30. Gene Ontology annotation, molecular function: RNA binding. Lineage: Eukaryota; Viridiplantae; Streptophyta; Magnoliopsida; Asparagales; Asparagaceae. The record is from RefSeq and is a predicted model, not a curated record. The coding region runs from base 138 to 1004 and encodes 288 amino acids. The transcript has 8 exons.
AAAUGGAUCCCUAUUUGACUCUCGUGUUCCCAAUUAUUCGACUUCUCUCAUUCUAGCUGGUGAAUUCGCUAGGGUUUGGGUUCCCGAGAUCGAAACCCCAAAUUCUGCACUCGUUGCAUUCUUUCUCCAGUUCGAUAAUGAGGAGGCACAGUCCGGCGUAUUAUAGCCCCCCGCGAAGAGGUUAUGGUGGUAGAGGAAGAAGUCCACCGAGGAGGAAGUACGGCGGUGGCGGCGGCGGCGGGCGCAGGGAAUCUGGUCAGAGUCUUUUGGUUAGAAACAUUCCCCUGAAUUGCAGAGCGGAGGACCUCCGCGCCCCAUUUGAAAGGUUUGGGCGAGUAAGGGAUGUUUAUUUACCGAAGGAUUAUUAUUCUGGUGAGCCCAGGGGAUUUGCAUUUGUGGAGUUCAUUGACCCUUAUGAUGCUGCAGAAGCUCAGUAUCAGAUGAAUCGGCGGCGAUUUGGUGGAAGAGAGAUAACUGUGGUGGUUGCAUCUGAAACAAGGAAAAGGCCUGAGGACAUGCGUCACAGAUCAAUACAUAAUGGGCCUUCUCGUUAUGAUGAUCGGCGAUCUUCUGGACAUGGCCGCUCACGUUCUCGUUCGAGGUCACGUUCACGUUCUCCUUACCGCCAACCUACUUCUGGAGCCCGGCAUACAUCUAGGUCAUACUCUCCUGCACCAAGACGAGAAGGUGGUUACUCCCCAAGAAGGCAAGAUGAUUAUUCUCCAAGAAGAGAAGGUGAUUAUUCACCAAGAAGGCAUUCAGACCAUGCAAGGUACCCAAGGGAUUAUCCAGAAGGACGUGAUGAGGACUAUAAUCGCAGAUCACGGUCUCCAGGGUAUAUCAAUGCUAACCAAAAUCAACCUGACAAUGGUCAUGCAGAAAAAGAUUUCUAUGAUGACGAUGGGAGGAGACGCUCUAUCUCAAGGUCUCCAAGACGUGCUUCACGUUCGCCUUAUGGUUCACGAUCCAGGUCUGCAGACUUGUCCCCAGGACGCAGCAGAUAAAAGGAUGAUGCGGGUUUUAUCUAUUUUGUUUCUGCGAUGUAUUCUGCUAUGUCUUCUGGAAUCCAAUGUUCGGACCCGUAGAUUUUAUAAGUCUGGACCUACCUGUAUUUUCAGGUCUUGCAGAACUUUUUUAGUUUCAUAUCUGACUCUAGGGUGCCUUUUCUGUCUCUGCAGACUUUUUGAACAAUUUUAUGCUUAAACUUAAUUACAACU